GGGUACUUUAGUUUCUGGCAAGGCCAAGGACUUUUGUUCAAGGAAACCUUCCGAAUUCCAUGGUUUACAGAAAUUUUGAGCAGUAUCCCAAUGCAAGCAAUGUUCCUGGAAUUCUCAUACUUGAGAUUGAUGCUCCCAUUUACUUUGCAAAUACUACCAACUACUUUAGAGAAAGGAUUACAAGGUGGAUAAAUGAUGAGGAAGACAGGAUCAAAUCUGCAGGGGAAAGUAGCUUGCAAUAUGUGAUAUUGGAUAUGACUGCUGUUGGUAACAUAGACACAAGUGGGAUAAGCAUGUUUGAAGAGGUCAAAAAGCUUGUUGACAGAAGGGAGCUCCAGCUUGUACUGGCGAACCCGGGAAGCGAGGUGAUGAAGAAGAUGAACAAGGCAGAGUUGAUUGAGAAAACAUGUCAAGGAUGGAUUUAUCUCAUAGUGGCAGAGGCUGUUGCAGCAUGCAACUUCAUUUCAGAGCCUGCCAACAUAUACAAAUUCAUUUGAAGAAAUCAGUGUAAUAUAUUUUUUUUCAAUACAGAGCCUAAUUUCAAAAAAAUA
Messenger RNA from Prunus avium (sweet cherry), 551 nucleotides. The record is from RefSeq and is a predicted model, not a curated record. Lineage: Eukaryota; Viridiplantae; Streptophyta; Magnoliopsida; Rosales; Rosaceae.